Molecule: messenger RNA, 843 nt
Organism: Rotaria sp. Silwood2
Lineage: Eukaryota; Metazoa; Rotifera; Eurotatoria; Philodinida; Philodinidae
Source: the annotation of a GenBank genome assembly
AUGACCAAGACUCGUCUCUGUUGCGAUGUCAUGUUUGAAAUAGUCAAAUAUCUCAUAUCAAAUGAAGUAAUCAAUGCAUUUUCUGCUAAUAUUCUUCCUGCUCUACGUCAAUAUAAAACAAGAGUCGAGAUUUGUGAGCCUUCCAAUACAUUUAUUAAUACGAUUGCUCGAAAAAUCAAGCCUGAACAAAUUGUUUCCUUACGUCUAGACACAACUUGGUAUUCGACACAGUCCGAAUUAGAUCCAUUAGUUAGUUUUACUAAUGUUAUUUCAUUGACUCUUCUCAACUUUCAAGAAAUAAAGUCAAUCAAAGAAUACAAAAAAUAUCUUCCUAAAUUAAUUCGUCUUUCACUUUGGUAUGAUAAUGAAGUUAGUUUGGGUUUUUUGAGUCGUAUCGUUCAAUAUAUGCAAAGUUCAAUCAAACGACUUGAAAUUCAUUGUUCAGCAUUAACUUGCUCUCAUUCUUACCUAGAUCAAUAUAGCAUGGUUAUUUUCAACAAUCUCACUAUUGAAUAUUUUCUUCUUGAUAUGGGUAAAUUUUCGUUACCCUCAAUAAACACUUGCUUGCAACAACACCAGUCAUGCAUAUUGACAACGACAAUUAAUUUAAUCACAGCUAUGACUAAUAUUCGACAUGUUCGAUUAAUUACUAAUACAUACAAUGUAAUGAACACAUUAGAUUUAAAUCAAUGGAAUAGGCUAGCGACGGGUUUCCGUCAAUUGAUGACAAUAAUAUUGAAGAUAAUGGGUAACAUGUUAUAUGAUGAAGAAUUAAUGGAUCAAAUUGAAAAAAUUCACAGUCGAUGGCGACAAAAAAUCGAGUUUAAAGUUAUAUUCAUGUGA